Lucilia cuprina (Australian sheep blowfly) is the source of this 2225-nucleotide messenger RNA. Its product is annotated as MATH and LRR domain-containing protein PFE0570w. Gene Ontology annotation, cellular component: extracellular region. Gene Ontology annotation, molecular function: chitin binding. The transcript is spliced from 6 exons. The coding region runs from base 1 to 2211 and encodes 736 amino acids. The record is from RefSeq and is a predicted model, not a curated record. NCBI's taxonomy places the organism in Eukaryota, Metazoa, Arthropoda, Insecta, Diptera, Calliphoridae.
AUGCAGAUUGGUGUCAUAAUUAAGUAUAAUGCUAGACUAGUUGCUCAGGGAUUUAAUCAAAAAUAUGGUGUAGACUAUGAUGAGGGUUUUGCGCCAGUCGUACGCCAAACAACGUUCCGUUUAUUUUUAACAAUUGCUGGAGAAUAUGAACUAAUGGUUAAGCACUAUGACGUUAAAACAGCAUUCCUUUAUGGCGAUCUCAAGGAAGAAGUCUAUAUGAAACAACCAACUGGAUUUAUUAUUGAAGAAGGAAAAUGUUGCAAGCUACAGAAAAUUUUUUUGAAGGAGUACUGGCAACACUGCUAUCAAGCAACUAAGACUCAGGAAACUUUUGUUGAGAAUUUGAUUUUAUAUAUAGUUAAUAUCAAUAAUGGGAGCUAUUAUUGCCGAUCGCACAAAACUCUUCUUGCGGAUAUUAAUUACCAACUGGAAUUCAAUCGGGUAAUUCCCGGCAAACCCGAUCAAGAUUAUCCCAUUCAUAGCACCGUUCCUAAAACAACUUUUUCUUGUAAUGAUAAGGUGGAAGGAUAUUAUGCUGAUAUCGAAAGUAGAUGCCAAGCAUUUCGUAUUUGCACUAAUACUGCGACAUCUUCUCAAGGUUUUGGGUUCCUAUGUCCUAAUGGAACUCUUUUUAGUCAAAAAUUGUUUGUCUGUGAUUGGUAUAGAAAUGUGAAGUGCAACGAUUCAGAGUUAUAUUAUAAUAAUAAUAUUGAAGUGGGAACUGAAUUUACCAUAAUGCAAACGAUUCGCCUUAUGAUGGAAUACCCUAUAAAGAUGCUUAAAGGAGAUUAUACUCGAUAUAUUGAACCACAUACAGAGAAAAACGUUACAAAUCAAGAGAACUAUAUUAAAAUUAUUUACGAUUAUGAAAAUCCAAAUCAAAACAAUAAAAGCAGCUUGUUGAUAAAUAAUUUAGGAGAGUUAUCACCUGAUUUUAAUCACAUAGAAAAAAACGAAACAGAACCAACUAAUGCUUUCCAAAGAAAUACCAUCAGUGAAAUAAACCUUGCUUUGAAUAUAAAUAAUUUGGCGGAAACAGAGGCAAUCAAUACAACAAUUCACAAAAAUCCUGAUACUUUAAAUAAACAGCCAUUUCGCUUUUUAAGUCAGGAAUUCUCUACUCAAAAAUUUCAAAAUAAAGAGGCAUUAACAAAAAAAAAUCUUUCAAUCGAUAUAAAUUCUCUAUAUGGCAACGACCAAACCAAAUAUCUCAAUAGAAGUAAUAGUACAAUAAAAUAUGCUGAACAUUUUAUUGACAAAAUUUCUACAGAGAGAAAUGCUGAGAACUUCGAAUUAGAUCCCGAAGAUGAAACAAGUCUUAAAAUAAGUAAUUCAACUGAACCAAAAUACGAUGCAAUAAAAGACAAUACAGAAUAUUUGCAGAAUUAUUCGUCGAAUCUUCUAAUAAAUGGCAUAAUACAGACUUCUAUAGAACCUAAAAUACACGAACAUAAUGCAACAGUAAACACAAAAAAACAUUUUAAAAACUUUUUCAAUAAACGAAAUUUGCAACAAAUGCUAAUUACAACUCCGAAGGUGCUCUUAACUACCACAACUAAAAAUCCACGACUCCAUUAUAAAUCGCUUACAAAUCGCCUACAUCCUUCUAUUUCUCAAACACUACACUUAAAAGAAAAAUCUAAGCAUGAAUAUUAUCCUAUUUCCAAAAAAAAUGUACGCAAUGCCAACACGGGGAGUAACAUUAUAAAUCAUGGUUCAGAAUUGUCAUAUCAGCCAACUUGGGAAAGUGUUCAAGAAAAUUUAAUGCGCUAUCAAAGUUCUAAUGGUAAUAUAUCUCAAAGUUCUAAAAGAUAUUUAAAUAGAAAAAGAACACCAUCAUAUUUUAUUGCAACAAAUGAGGAAAAAACUAUUUUAAAUUUGGAUAACAAUACGAAGGACUCUCUUUUUACUACUUAUGAGCCAAAACGAAUUCAUACGCAAAGAAAUUCAUUUAAUAAGAACGAUCACAGUAUUAAAAUGGCUAACUCUAGUAACGGUUUAUUAUCGAAUAUAUUCCAAAUUCAUCUGGAGCAUGGAAAUUCAUCAGUAUUUUCCGAAAAUUCAGUUAUUGCCGGUGCUCAGGAACAACCCAUUUCCAGUGUUUUAGAAGAAAGUAACAACAUGCAAUUAAAAAGUAGUUCGCAGAAAAAGUAUAUUAGUUUAGAAGAGUUUUUCAUUCGAAAAUUUGGUGACAAAACAUAUACUCAAUAAAUAUUUUAAGUAUC